Messenger RNA from Anguilla rostrata (American eel), 1272 nucleotides. RefSeq names its product chemerin-like receptor 1. The record is from RefSeq and is a predicted model, not a curated record. Gene Ontology annotation, cellular component: plasma membrane. Gene Ontology annotation, molecular function: complement receptor activity; G protein-coupled receptor activity. Lineage: Eukaryota; Metazoa; Chordata; Actinopteri; Anguilliformes; Anguillidae. The transcript has a single exon. Bases 17 to 1084 code for a protein of 355 amino acids. Gene Ontology annotation, biological process: phospholipase C-activating G protein-coupled receptor signaling pathway; inflammatory response; positive regulation of cytosolic calcium ion concentration.
UCUCUCUCUUUCAGAAAUGGCAGCAAACACCUCCCUGCUCUUCCUCCUGACCCAGUCCCCCUCUAAGGGAGAGCCAGGCGUCCCCAGCCUAGCGGACUCCUACACCAGACCGGUGCUCAUCUUCCUCUACAUCCUGAUCGUCUUCCUGGGGACCGCGGGCAACGCGACGGUCGUCUGGACGGCGUGCUUCCGGCUGCCGCCGACGGUCACCAGCGUGUGGCUGGCGAACCUGGCGGCGGCGGACCUGGCGUUCAGCCUGAGCCGCGUGCCGUCGCUCCUGCGGGAGCUGGUCUACCGGCACUGGCCCUUCGGCGCGGCGCUGUGCAAGGCCAGCGGCCUGCUCAAGUACGCCAACAUGUUCUGCAGCGUCUUCCUGCUGAGCGCCAUCAGCGCGGACCGCGCCCUGUGCGUGCGCUGGCCCGUCCUGGCCCGGCGGUGCCGCUCGCCCGCCGCCGCCCGCCUGGUGAGCGCCGGGCUCUGGCUGCUCGCCGUCGCCCUCGGCGUCCCCUACUCCGCCCACCGGCGGGCCGAGGGCGGCCGGAACAACCUGACCAAGUGCUCCAUGGAGCCCCGGGAGAGGGAGGGCCUGGAGGGGGCCAAGCGGGCCCUCUACGCCCUGCGCUUCCUGUGCGGCUUCCUGCUCCCCUUCCUGGUCAUCCUGGGCUGCUACUCCGCGGCGGCGCUCGGGCUCCGGCGCACCAGGCUGGCCCGCAGGUCCAGGCCCCUCCGGAUCCUGGUCUGCCUGGUCACCGCCUUCUUCCUGUGCUGGGCGCCCUACCACUGCCUCCUGCUGGUCAAGCUGGUGAACGGCAAGAGCCCGGCGGUGAAAGCGGGGCUGACGCUGGCCAAGGGGCUGGCCUACUUCAACAGCUGCAUCAACCCCGUGCUCUACUUCUUCAUGGGCCUGGACCACCGGAGGCGGCUCCGGCAGGACUUUUUUGGGGCGUGCCGGAGAGCCCUGGAGGAGGACGGAGAGGGCCCCAAGGGCCCGGCUGGGGACCGGGGGCAGGGGCAGAGCUUGGUCCCCUCAACUCCGGCAGGGGCAUUGACAGAACCCUUGGGAUUGGCUUCCACAACAGUUUGACUGAACAUGAGCAUCAAUGUGAACUAUGUGAUCUUUUUUUACAUAUUGUUUUGGACAUUGGUCUUUUUGGACAUGUGUAUAAGCAUUGGUCUUUUUGCACAUUUAUAUUAGCAUUGAGUCAAAACAUUACGGUUAUGGUUAUAGUUCAAAACGCUUAUGGUUAAAUUGGAAGGGUGAAGGAGAUUUUU